This is a messenger RNA of Arxiozyma heterogenica, 3006 nucleotides long. It is a transcript of the gene TOS3, whose product is annotated as serine/threonine protein kinase TOS3. Gene Ontology annotation, biological process: signal transduction; protein phosphorylation. Gene Ontology annotation, molecular function: ATP binding; protein serine/threonine kinase activity. The transcript has a single exon. Lineage: Eukaryota; Fungi; Ascomycota; Saccharomycetes; Saccharomycetales; Saccharomycetaceae. Bases 1 to 3006 code for a protein of 1001 amino acids. The record is from RefSeq and is a predicted model, not a curated record.
AUGAAAUCUUUAUCAAGAUCACAUCUUCUAGAAAGCACUGAUAACCAUUCUAAUAAUCAUAUUAUUUCUAACUCUAGUAUUUCUAAUAGAUUCUCCUCUUCUUUCUCCUCAUCAAAUUCUGUCAAAGAAACAAAUAAAAUUACAUUAUCAUAUGAUCCUAAAAACAAACUACAAAUUUUGAAUCAAUUUGAAAUUAUUCGUGAAAUUGGUAUUGGAACACAUAGUAAAGUUAAGUUGGGGUAUGAUUUGUCGUUGCAUAAACCAGUAGCCAUCAAGAUUAUGAAUAGGAAAGAACGGAAAAGAAGCCAAUUCAAAUUUGAACAAAACCUUAAAAUUAAACAAGAAAUCAAUUGCCUGAAAUUAAUCAGUAAACACAGAAACAUUAUCCAAUUAUUUGAAAUUUUAGACGAUUUUCAGUCCAGAAAGAUUUAUUUGAUUAUGGAAUAUUGUCCUGGCGGUGAAAUUAAAUGGUGUCCUGAAACUGUUAAUGAACUGGAUGCAUCUGGUCCACCACAAUGGUCAUUUCAACGGGUUAGAGAAAUGGUUAGAGAUGUCAUAUUGGGGCUAGAAUAUUUACAUCAUAAAGGUAUUAUUCAUAGAGAUAUUAAACCAGCAAACUUAUUAAUUUCAAAUAAUAAUAUCGUCAAAAUAUCAGAUUUUAGUAUAUCUGUUAUAAUAAACGAAUCUCAUCAAAAUAACUCAAAAUACAAUAUUAUAUCUUCUCCUUCUACUACUACCACAGCCACUUCCUCUAUUCCAUCCUCUUCUGCAUCGUCAUGCCUUUCUGGAACUACCACAACAAAUACAGAGGUUGGUUCAAAUAUAGAUUAUUUACAACUAAUAAAAACAGAGGGAACACCUGCUUUUUUUGCCCCAGAACUCUGUUUAGGGUAUGAUGCGUGGAAUAAGUUUAAGUUGCCAAGCAAUGAUACCACAUCCAAUCGUAGUAGCAAUACUAAUUCUAGUACUAAUUCUACCACUAAUACGGAUAAUUAUUUUCUAUCCACAAAAAUUGAUGUUUGGGCAUUAGGUAUUACAACAUUCUGUCUUCUCUUUGGCAUGCUGCCAUUUAAAUCUAAAUUUGAAUUAGAACUCUUCAAUAAAAUCAUUAAUGAUCCAGUAAAAUACCCAGAAUAUGUAGAUCUAAUGACAAAUAAUAUAUCAGAAAUAACAUCAAUACAAGAAUACGAAUUAGCAAAAGAUUUUAUUGAACAAUUAUUAAUCAAAAAUCCGUUUAAUCGAAUAUCAGUAACUGAAUGUAAAAAACAUCCCUUCAUUUGUUUUGAUUUUAAUAAUAAAAUAAUUAAUGAUUCAAGGACGAAAGAUUCCAAACUAUUACAAAAAUUGAAUUUUUUAACAAAACAAGAUGAAGAAAACAUUGUAACAUUAGAUAAUAAUAAGGAUGAUAAUGAAAAUAAUAUUGCACAAUUUUGUACCGAUACAGAUGCUUUUAAUAAAGGUCACAAAAUUGAUUCAUUUUUAAAUCCAACCAAUUCUUUAACAAUGACAGAAAACCCUUCUUUAGUUAAUAUUCAUAAACAUAAAUUACCCACCAUUAAUCCUAUCCCUCCAAUAAAGAAAUCCAUAAAAUCCUUAAAUAAAAAAACUAGAAAUAAAAGAAACAAGUCCAAAGAAACGUUGGAUAAUAAUGAGAAUAGUGAUAGUACUAAUUGUAAUAACAAUGACAAUAACAACAGUAAUGAAAAUUGUAACAAUGAUAACUAUGAUAGUAAUAGUAGUAAUACAAUGGUUAAUUUACCGAUUAAUUCUUCCUUUGCAUCGUUAGAUAGUUUCUAUAUCGAAAAUUUUGCAAUGACAAAACUAAUCCAAGAAGACUCCGAAGCUCUUAAUUCAAAAUUUAAGUCUGCAUCUCAACCCAUAGUAACUGAACCUAUUCCUAAUACGAAAUCAUCUCAGAACGAUCUGACAAUGCCAAGGAGAAGACGUAAGAGACAUUCUAAAAAUAAAAAAAAUAUCGGAAACAUCUACAAUGAUAACAACUCAAUUAAAACAAAUUCAUCAAUUAGAUUAAAUAUUCAUGAUCUUAAUUCUCAACCAUCUUCAAGAAUACCAAGUAAUCAUAAACUAUUACAAUCUCCAACUUUUGGUCAAAAUUUCUCAAGUUUUUCAAGUAAUUUAACAUCGUCAAGCAAUGGAAGUAUUAAUAAAGAUUUAUACAAAGGUAGGGUAUCUCCAAACAGCCCAUUAAAUAGUGAUUUAUUGCCUAGAUCAAAAUUUAUUGAUAGCCAAUUGGAAUCUCCUAUUUCUUCUUUUAACCCCAUUUCAUUUGACAAUAAAAAUAAAGAGAUAGGUAAACACUCAUUCAAUAAGGAUAAUCAGUAUAAUGAGAAAGAUAUAUUUAAUGCUGUUUAUAAAUCUUCAAUCAAUAAAAAUAUCAAUUCUCCAAUGGGAAAUAGUAGAUCACCAAUAGAAUCAGACGUAUCAUUAUCACCUUCUCAACCAUCGUAUCAUAUCACAUCUACAGAUGCAAGCGUUGUAUCUUUUAGAAACAUGCCUCAAUUCUCUGAUUUAAUACCUUCUGGACCGAUCACUCCAUUGGAAUCAUCAAGUUCUGCCAUGUCAUCGACUUGUUCUUCUUCCACUUUAUCUUCAUCAAUUUCAACAUCAUCUUCUUAUUCAAGUUCUAGUUCAAACCAUGAUUCGGAUUCGGGUGAAGAGUUAAUAUUAAAUAUUGGACACUCCGGUCAUACAAGGAGACAAUUAUCUCAACAAGCUCAAAACUUAAAUUCUGUAAAAACUAAUGACAAAGACCUCGUACGAAAAAAUUCUACAAUUUCCACACCAUCAAGAAAAAUUUAUUCUAGGAAAGAGUCACCACAAUCAACUUCAAAUAAAGUAUCAGAUACAAACAGCAUUGAUACAGAAAAUAUCAUUAGUGGCAAGUUUAUUGGUGGUGAUAUGGAUUCAAGAAAACUUUUAAAGGAUGUAUUGAAUCAUAACUCAUUUACCAAUAACAAUAAAGAAAAUAUGGAUAAUAAGAUAUAA